GAGAAUAUAAAAAAUGAACGAGUCACGCAGUAUUUACCAAAUUAAAUGUAAACAAUUAUCGCAACUGGUCGGAUUACUCUUACGGAGGAAUAACCCAAGGAAAGCUAUCAACACCGAGAGACGUGAAGCAAAUGCAGAUGCUCGGCUCAAAACGGACAUCAAUGCAAAAACCAUGAUGAGAAUAUUAGUAAAAGACAGACAAUAAGCCCCUAUCAGAAGUCAAAUCUGCGGGUCUUAUCAAACCAGAUUGUCGCUUAUAUUUCAAACAAAGUGGUCCGUUAAUAGCGUAACCAAGUGGAACAAAUUUUCUUUGACUCCGGAGCAACGUUUCAUAUCACGCAGCAAUUUCAUCUCGCACUCAGAAAAUGAAAGGUCAUUCUUACUAAUGGUCAAGAAAUUACUUCAACAGAAGAUGACCGGAAACAUCAAUUCGAAUGGACAAUGUACUUUUUUUUCCUGAGUUCCAAGGAAGGGUGCGAGAACAUCGAAAUUUAAAUGCUGUCAAGAAAUUGUGGAAAUCAGAAUUAGAAGAAGUCAUAGAAGUAGCAGGUCUAGAUUCAGAAUUAUGGGUUUCUAUGCUGGCAGAGACAAUGAAAACAUUUCCAGCAACAAGUUCGCUGAAUACAGAAAUAUCCGAUUACGAAGAGACCCGCCCAAUAUUUACAGAUAUGGUCAACGACCUCCGUAAAAUGGUUAGCAAGCACAGCGAUUUGGGAAUGCUACCAUUAGAGUGUCAGUAUUUGAAUAAGAAUGCGUUAGUUUCUGUGGUUGGUCAACAACAAAAUCCAGUUAAGCACUUUACUUUGAAACGUAAACCAAAGAGUGCCAAUCUGCGUACAGAAUUGCUGCAUAAAUCAGCCGAUGCACAAUCGAGUCUUAAAAAGGCAUCGGCGCCAACCAUACCAUUGCGUUCACGCGGCAUGCCCCGCAAAAUGACUGACACCACCCCACUUAAGGGUAUACCCUCUCGAGUGCCUACAUCCGGUUUCCGCUCGCCAAAUGUUCAGCCCAAUCAAUCGCGGCCAAAUAUGAGUCGAACUCCGGCCGGUCGCAAAGACGGAGGAAUUAAACUUAUCGAAUUUACCGAACAGCCUUUAGGUUAUGCAGCUGCAAAAAAACGAAAACGUCAACAAGAACUCGAAGAGCAACAGAAAAAGGCAUUGGAACAAAAGCAAGCCAAUGCCACCACAACAAAUGCUACAACUUCAACAACGGCCUCAAGUACAGCGGCAGCAGCAGCAUCGUCAUCUUCAUCCACCACAGCCUCAACAGUUUCUACAUUGACAACUGAGGCUGCAAAUGUAGAAACAAUUACAGUUUCCACCCCAUCCAUAGCUGCAACAACAAGUGCCGUAGUCACCCCAGACUAUGCACCCACACUCACCUACACCCAGCCACCAACACCAGCUGUGGAAACAAUGUGCGACGAUAAGCUCAUAACUGCCAAACAAAUUGCUAAUGCAGCUAAUACCACGGUUAAUACAUCUCUGUCCUCGAAUGUUGUUCAAGUGAACAAUAAUAAAAUAUUCAUCAAGGAAGAGAUUCAAAUUAAGACCGAAGAUGCGGUUAUGUCGCGUCCCAUUAAAAUCGAGCCGGAUAUUCAAAUGCAGCAAAUUACCAUACAACAACCGAUUACUCAGACAAUUGUUAGUACACCCAGCAGUAUGGUUUCGUCGAAUCAGCUCAGCCAGCCAAUUAAGAUUGAAAAGCUUGACAUCAAGCCCAUAGUAAAAGCGACACCAAUACAAACUGUGGUGCAGCGUCCGAAUGCGUUGGCCAACCUUCCAAAUAAUAUUUCAGUUAAAAUCACUUCCACUAAGGCUACCAAGCCCAAUCAGCAACAUCAACAACAUCAACAGCAACAACAACAACAGCAAAAGCCAAUUCUCAUUAACAGUUCAACACCAGUUAUCCUUUCUCCAACAACAAUUCAAAAUAAACAACCGAGCUUAUCGAAUGCAAGUCAACAAACGCAAACCACGACUCUCAAGUCCCUGCCACUAUCCCAACUCAAAUCGGCUACCAACAGUGGUCCAGUGAUUAUUUCACAGACUAUCAUUCAACCGGCGAAACGUAGCACGCAGAAUAUUAUUGUCUCCUCGGCUCCAACAAUUACAUCAAAUAUAUCCUCAAUGGUUCAGACAUCGGCCGGUAACAUAAACAACAAUAAUUUGCAUAUACAACAAACACAGCAGCAACAACAACAACAACAACACAAACCACAAGCCACGCAAUACAUAAUAACAUCUUCACCUCAAACUACAAUGCCUUCACUGGCAUCGUUCGCGCAGGCGCGACCGACCCAACAAACAAUCUACCAAACAUCUUCUGCGAACACUAUGAGCGGAUCGACUCAAACACCCACGAAAAUCCUCCUCAAAACAGCAUCCUCGCUUCCUGUCAUGAUGUCGACCACCCGCCAAAAUCAAACAACCGUGCAAUCGAAUCCGCCUCCGCUGAUCUCCACCCAACAGCCGACCAUAUUGAACAUACAAAAUGUCAAUCUACCCAAUCGGCCGGUUACCAUUCAGCCAGCAUCUCAUGCUGCCCAACAACAACACAUGUUGCAACAGCAACAUCAACAGCAACACAUCCAGCAGCAUCAACAAAUUCAAACCCAUACUGUGGUCUCGAACACUAAUGCCACUCAACAGCCUAAAUUGACUCAAGUGGUAAUGCAAUCGCCGAAUAAUUCUAACGUCAAGGGCAAAACUAUAAUUCUCACACAAAAGGGUGUGAUUUUGAGGAAUAUUGGUGGCGAUAUGUAUCAACAGAUUCCGAUAAGCAACAUGUCUGGGCUGCAGAAUCUAAAUGCAGCUACUAUAAUGACAAGUGGGCCACCAGGUCUGGUGAAAACCACUCAAAACGCACAAACAAUUCAUGUUCAGCAGCCAAUGAAGCAGACGACUCAGCAGCUACCCGCCUUAAUACCGACUAAUAAUUUGAAUCAGCAGCAAAUCGGGCAAGUUGUUGUGCAACAACAACCUCAGCAUCAGCAAUCUGUUCAAACUAUUAUUGGAAGUCCUCCCCAACAAACUAUAAUUCGCCCAGUUAUGACGCAAAGUUCGCUUCCAUCGUUGCCACAGGGUUUGACAUUGAUACAAAGACAUGGCCAACAAACGCAACUUGUUCAAAUGCAACCUACACAACAACAAAUUCAACCACAACAACAACAACAACAGCAGCAACAACAACAACAGCAGCAACAGAUCCAUAGAACCAUACUGACACAACAGCCUCAAACAACAGUAACAAAUCAAUUAAGACCGCAACAGAUUAUUCUGCAUCAUAAGCCACAGCAGCGUAUUAUUACUACAACAACAACUCAGCAAGCUUUAGCCCAAAAUAAUGCAAAUAAUAGUAAUAAUAGCAAUAGCAGAGGAACACAAAUUAUUGAGGUUCGCCAGCAAUCGCAUCAGCAGCAGCAACAACAGCAACAACAAAAUCCACAAAGGAAGGGUUUGUCGUUAUCGAACGAGCACGUUCAUAAGGCUCAUGAAAUGUUUAGAAAAGCCAAUCGUGUUUCUCGUCCAGACAAGGCACUUAUUCUUGGUUUCAUGGCAGGUCUCCGAGAGAAUCCUCGACCUAAUUCCGAAAAUGUUAUUGUUAUCAAAUUAGCUGAAAGUGAGGAAAAAGUUCAACAAGAAGAUGGAACAUCGGCUCUGUGCCUUGUGGAGUCUUUAAUUCGCUUAGAUUACAACACUGGCGAAUGGAAAACAUUCCAAAACUAUCGACGCCUCGAUCAAAAUUCUAGUGCUCAGAGUACAGAUGGUGGAAUGCAGUCACAGAAUUCUGUAGUGAUAUAAAAAAAAUAAAGAGAACAGAGAACAAAAUUAAAAACGCACGCUUGUCUAUAAUCGUUAUAUUCAUCCACGCCUAGAUUUUUCACUAUAAAAAAAAAGUAUUUUUGUUCUUUGAAAAACAAAUUAAAUUAUAAAUUUAGAAGAAAAAUAAAACAAAAAAAGUUAAGGGAAAAUAAAAUUCAAACUGUAAGAAAAUAAUGUUAAAAAAAAAUAUUGAUUGAACAAAAAAAGAAAUCAAAUCAAAAAAAUAAGGAAAGAAAAAAUACAUUUUCUUUGUUUAAAACCACUUAUUGAAUGAAAUAAAUUUUUAUUUAAAAUGAAAACAACAAAAACAAUAAUAACAAAACGCUAUAAAUGUCUA
Molecule: messenger RNA, 4164 nt
Organism: Episyrphus balteatus (marmalade hoverfly)
Lineage: Eukaryota; Metazoa; Arthropoda; Insecta; Diptera; Syrphidae
Gene: Nelf-A
Product: negative elongation factor A
Exons: 7
Coding region: 435-3806 (1123 amino acids)
Biological process (GO): negative regulation of transcription elongation by RNA polymerase II
Cellular component (GO): NELF complex
Source: RefSeq, a predicted model, not a curated record